Messenger RNA from Melanaphis sacchari, 1030 nucleotides. RefSeq names its product myb-like protein W. Gene Ontology annotation, molecular function: zinc ion binding; nucleic acid binding. The record is from RefSeq and is a predicted model, not a curated record. Lineage: Eukaryota; Metazoa; Arthropoda; Insecta; Hemiptera; Aphididae.
UAAAAUUAAUAAACCAGUAGACGAUAUAUUAAAUAAAAGUUUAAGAUUAAUUAAUUUAGACGAAUUUGAAAAUAACCCUACUACAAGUACAUGUAAGAUAGGAUUAAGAAGUAAUAAAAAUAUUAUUCAUACCGAGUAUAUACCAGCUAAGCGAACAGUAAAAACUAAAAAAAUGGCAACAUCUAAAGUCCCCACAUUAAAAGUCAUUGACGCUUUACAUAUGAUUCCCCAAUAUUCAGGACAAACCGAAAUGUAUCCGUUCAUAAACGCAUGCGAAACUAUAAUUGAUUCAGUAGAUCCCGACCAAUUACCGUUACUAUUAAAAAUGAUAACCGCGACUAAAUUAACUGGUAGAGCUUUCAAUGUUACUAGAUAUAAGGAAAUUAAAGAAUGGAACGACAUUAAAAAAUUAUUAUUAGACGCAUUCGAAUCACCUUAUGGUGCCGUGAACUUACAAAUUGAACUUAACAUAAUAAAAUUUAAAAACGAUGAAACGAUUCAGGCAUAUAAUAACCGCGUAGAAGAAAUAUUCCAAAAAUUAUGCGACGCAGUAGCCGUAGGUAAACCGUCGUCCGAAGCAAUAGUAUUACGUGAGAAUAUUAAAGAACAAGCUAUGGUUAGUUACCUUAACGGGUUACCCAACGAAAUAAAAUUUGAAGUGAAAACUAAAAAUCUAAAUUCUCUUGACCAAGCAAUGCAAGUAGCAUUAAUAGCCGAUAAAAACAUACGAACACAAGACAUUUUUAGAGUAAAUAAUAAUGAAUACAAUAGGCAAACAAAUAGAAAUAACAAUAGUUAUAACGUUAACUAUGGUCAAAAUAAUAAUAAUCAAUACGCAUCGUAUAGUAACAAUAAUAAUUUCCGAGGUAGGAAUACUAAUCAGGUCCAAAAUUCUAGGAACAACAAUUUUAAUGUUAGGCGAUGUUUUACGUGUAAUCGCGAAGGACAUUUUUCGUCACAAUGUAGGAUGAAUAAUCAAUCAUAUAAUUUUACGCGACCACCCAACGGUAAUAUAGUCCAGUCAAAAUAA